UAGUUCAAUUUUCUGGAAGUAGUGAAUAUUUCUUUUUUGGGGACGAAAGACGCGAAAAGCUCAAAUAAAGGGACGAUGGUGAAUUUACAUCUUGCGAAGAUUGACGAAACUUUGUAAGCAGUUUUUGCAAUGGUAGCGCUCAAUUUCAACUAUAUUUUUCCACAACUGAAUCACUCCCUCAUCCAGACCCGGAAUCGGGAACUUUUUCAAGUUCCAGUUUCAGAUUCAAAGAUAUGUUUGUGAUUCAGAUUCAGCCAAAUCAUAUUCCCAAUUAAGAUUCAGAUUCAGAGACUUCUCAGCACUACUACUAUUCAGUUUAAGGGAAAACGAUGGAAAACCGAUUUGCUUACCUCGAGGAUGGACAAUUCUACCCUGUCAAUGUCAUCACCAAACUUUCUAAAGUCACCUUCCCGAGUGCACUCCUUUCUGUUAUAACAUCAAUUGCUAUAAAGAUUAUUUUAGUUUGCAUAUUCCUGAUGUAUAUUUACUGUGAAUUUGAUUAUGAAAGGCAGGCUGGUGGUUUCAGAUUAGGCAAAUUAAGAGCUCCUAGAAUAGCUGAAAGACUCAAGCCUGAUGAUGAUGGGGGGAAUAAGGAUGGAGAAGCAUCUAGUGGGAGUGAUGUGGAGGAUGAUGGUCCCUUACUUAUGGAUGAGGAAGAGAGGCAAGAAUGGAGGAGGAAGAUUAGAGAAGUGAUUGAUAUGAAUCCGGAUGUCCAAGAGGAGGUAGACCCUGUCGAGAGGAGGAAGAAGAUGCAGAAGCUUUUGGCUGAUUAUCCACUUUUUAUGGAGGAGGAUGAUCCUGAUUGGCCCGAAGAUUCUGAUGGGUGGGGUUUCAGCUUGGGUCAAUUCGUCAACAAGAUUACUAUUAAAAAUGUCAAGGACAAUGAUGAUGAGAAUUAUGAUAGUGAAAAUGAAUUGGUGUGGCAAGAUGACAAUUACAUUCGUACAAUCAAAGACAUCACCACUAGAAAAUGGGAAGAGACUGUAUUCAAGGACUUCAGUCCUUUGAUUGUCCUUGUGCAUAAUCGAUAUAGAAGAUUGGAAGUGAUAUGAUCUUCUGAACUUCUAGUUGCUUCUGCAAUGCUAUGAUCUUCUUCUUUUGGUGCCUCGUACUGUAUUACAAAUUCAUGGAGAUUCUUCUGUUAGUCUUCCAGAAGCAGCAGAUUAGCAUCAUCUCUCUCUCUCUCUCUCUAGGUUUAGCCUAUAUUCCUUGGUAACAACUACCCUUGUAUCAAUUUUCAAUUUAUGUGAUUGAUGGCCAUCUGGUUUACACAUUGAAUCUGGGUUGAAUCUUCGCAUUCUAUUUGUAGAAUUCACUUCCAAUGGGUCAAUGCACAUGGACUAAUAAUUGGUCUUCUGACCUUUUCCAUAUACUACUUAUGAUUGCUCAAGUCUCACAAUUUCAUGUGUGCUUACAGCAAUCACUGUCUAAUAAGGGAAAGAAAAAUUAUGUUUGUUAUUUAGGCCUAGUUUGGCUACUGCCAAAAAAGUGCACUUAUUUCAUCUUUUUUGGGUCACAUCAAUCAACAUCUCCUUUCUACUUUUUCUACACAUAAUACAAAAAAAGUCAAAAAGUGUACUUAUUUAGUUUUCCCAAACUAACCUUAAUUUCUAGAGGCUUGGGUCAAUUAAUUGGAGAUGCUUAUUGAGAUUUGAAACUUUCAUGGUU
This is a messenger RNA of Camellia sinensis, 1668 nucleotides long. NCBI's taxonomy places the organism in Eukaryota, Viridiplantae, Streptophyta, Magnoliopsida, Ericales, Theaceae. The record is from RefSeq and is a predicted model, not a curated record.